AUCGCCGAUGAUGUUUUCUUCUUCGAUCACACUGGAAACGAGAUGAUACAUCGUCUGAGUCAAGCAUGCUACAUCACGUUUCUCACUGCUGAUCAGGUUGAAAAUAUUCAUAACCCUACCACCGCAAUGGAGAUCCAGGAACUGAUGCGUGAGCAUCAGAAUGACCCAGCGAAGCUGACCCGACUAAGCCAUGACGAAGCUUCCGAUUUCGUGACCCAUCAUUGCCACGACAGAGCACUUUACAUUGUCGCACAAUAGGCUAUAAUCUUCGGAAAAGUAUUAAAUUGUGGAUGAGAGGUGGGAGGGAGUUUCCAUCCCUAAACAGCCGAGGACAGGCAAAUCUAUAUUUAGGAUGGGAAUGUCCCUUUCCUCGGAAGAGAUUGAUCUGCAUUAAUAUAGAAAUUAUUUUGUAAACGACGUGUUGUAAUUAAAGAUUUUCGAAAUCUUAUCAAGAUUCUUAUCGUGUGUGUGAUUUACUUUGUGGCUGACUGCUAUAGGUCCUACCUGCUUUUUUUCUGAGAGCUCUCGUGACUGAUGGCGAGUAUUGUGGAAUGCGCAUGCGCUUGUGACGUAUUUGUUUACAAAUGGCCGCUUAGGUUUCCGGACCUUAGAUACAUCACUAGUGUUCUCGGCUGAUGAUGUAAAACUAUAGGACUGAUAUGGCCGAUAAUGCCAGAUCAUCAGACAAAGGAACUUCGCCACAAUCUGAGGAUGCAUACGAAUCUGGUCCAAAUGUCACUCAUUCUUCCAUCCCUUUUACUGUUGUCCAGUUCAGAUCUCCACACAAUGACUCUUCAGAGCACAGAGAUCCAAUUCCUCAGCUGCCAUCCAGAAAUUUUCAGUUUUCCUUGUGGCAUGACCUCAAAGAGUGUGACGUUCAUGGGAGUCAGCUAAAGGCUCCUCGCAUCAGGAGAGGGCCAGCAGAAAAAGAUAAGGCAUUUUACCUGAUGACAGAUGAGAAGAACUCCAGAAUCCAUCAUGACAUCCAUGGUCGCCACAAAGACACCCACAGAGAUAAUCUUGAGAGCUGGGAAGUUGCUCAGCAGCUGGCCAGCUUUCCUUCACAGGACCUGCAUCAUGGAUAUCAGAAAUCAAAUCUCAGUCGGAUUCUUGGCCGCCUGAAACAAGUGACAUAUCUCAAUUUGCGUGACAAUGCACUCGUUGACCUCAGCUCGUUUACAUUUCCCUGCUGUGAAUAUUUGAACCUCAACAACAAUUUUUUAACAUCAUUCAAGAAGCUUCCAAAAAUCAGUCGUGUGAAAUAUUUGACUAUGUUGGACAAUGACAUCACUAACUUUAAUGGUCUGUCUGAUCUUCGCUCAACUCCUUUAGAAGAACUCUUUUUACUGGGCAACCCAGUUGCCUUUCAGAUUGGUUACCGCCAAAGGGUAUUUGCAAUAUUACCUGGCCUCAAGUUCUUAGAUGGAGUGGCAAAACAAGAUGAAGACUCAAAACCACCUCCACCUGAUGAAAAGCCAUCUAGCUGUGUUGUUUCUUGAAUUAUAAUGUUCAUGGAAAAAAGGCUAAGGCAGGCGAAGCAAACUAUACAAAACUGAUUUUAAGUACUCACUGCUGCAACAAGGAGUCAUCCUGGGUUAAAGGACUUUGAUGCAACUUACAAGAGACCAAUAAAGAUUGUUUUUAAAACUUACCUGGGAAAUGAAGGAUAAGCAGGGUGUGCUGUAAGUGACAAGGUGGGCAUUUUACUUUUUUAAAAUGGAAUUUACAAGAGGGUGUUUGCAAUAUUGCCAAUAUAAACAUUCAGAAGAAUGCUAAAUAAAAAAUAUUUUUUGGACUCGUUAAAGCAGCUGUUUUGAUAGAAAUAUAUCCUCUAGCUUUUGUAAUCUUUUGUGCUAAGACACUAGAGAAAAUAAUCUGUGAAGAAAUCAACUGCUGAACUGUCUCUAUAUGCAUUCAUCAAAUUCUAAUGCAACCAAUGACAUGACUAGUUGGACAAGAGUGCUGAAAGUGCAUAUAUUUGUGUACUGUGUUUUUGAAAUACACAUUUUUCUACAUGUGUCUUAUAAGGUUUAAUAGCAUGCUAAGCAUUCUGGUAAUAUUCAAAUAAUUGGUUUGUAGUGAUUUGAUUUGAAGGCCUGUAUUUUUCUUAUCACAUUAUGAAUGCUGUUGUCCAGUUAAAUCAUCACUACAGCAGUGUGCUAAGCACCAUUAUUAUAUAUGAAAUAGUAUCCAAGAGCUUAGGAAAAAAUCUUUAAUUGGUGGCAUGAUUAUUUUCUGUAAUAUUUCUGCUGCCUUGAUUGAGUCAUGCAUCAGUGACAUCCAGCAGCCAUGUCAAUAUAUAUAUAUUUGUAAGAAUUGGGUAGGCUGCUGAUGCAUGCAUUACAUACGUUGAAAUAAGUGCACAAUCUGUCCAGUAUUUGUAGCUUUAUGACUAUUGUGAGAAACAAGAAAAAGCAGUUGUGUUUACUCAACUCCAAAGGUGGGUUUGAGACUCAUGCCUGUGACUGAAAAGUUCUUUGUCCACCCAGUCAUCAGUGAAUAUAUUUUAAUUUUAUUCAUUUCAUUUUAUCAAGAAAUGGUGGUAGUGAAAAGAUGAGUUCUGCCUUCCACACUCUGAACCAUAGGCACAGGGAUCCACUACUACAGUUCUGUCCAUGGACACAGUAAUCCACUACCACAGUUCUCUGCCGUUAGGAACAGUAAUCCACGACGACAGUUCUCUGCCCUUAGGCACAGUAAUCGACUACUACAGUUUUCUGCCACGAUAAUCAUUAUGCAAUGGGACUUUUGAAUUAAUCAUUUUUGUGAAAGAAAAUUGUUAAGGUAGAUCAUCACCCGUAAUUUACCUGCUGGUCAGGAUUGCAAGGUGUUAUUUUCACCUAUCAUGCAUACUUUUACUUUAUUUUUUUGUUAUUGUGGUGACAUAGAUGCAUCUUAAGUAUUUCUAAUUAAAAAGUGCAUGGUAUAGUGAUUGUC
Molecule: messenger RNA, 2937 nt
Organism: Pomacea canaliculata
Lineage: Eukaryota; Metazoa; Mollusca; Gastropoda; Architaenioglossa; Ampullariidae
Exons: 10
Coding region: 660-1499 (279 amino acids)
Source: RefSeq, a predicted model, not a curated record